Molecule: messenger RNA, 3836 nt
Organism: Larimichthys crocea (large yellow croaker)
Lineage: Eukaryota; Metazoa; Chordata; Actinopteri; Sciaenidae
Gene: aars1
Product: alanyl-tRNA synthetase 1
Exons: 20
Coding region: 148-3048 (966 amino acids)
Biological process (GO): alanyl-tRNA aminoacylation
Cellular component (GO): cytoplasm; mitochondrion
Molecular function (GO): aminoacyl-tRNA deacylase activity; ATP binding; nucleic acid binding
Source: RefSeq, a predicted model, not a curated record
AAUCAGCGGGGCCGCCGUGGGCGUGUCCACUCGUCUCCGCGCUGUCUUUUUCGGUGUCGAGCGAAGCGUGGGGCUAACGCGGUGCGUGUGUCUGAGAGGAGCUGUGACUCAUCCUGCGAGAAUAACGACUUCUUCAGCUGAUUCAGAAUGGACUCCUCUUUGAGUGCAUCUCAAAUCCGCGAGAAGUUCAUCGACUUCUUCCGCCGCUAUGAGCACAAGUACGUCCACUCGUCGUCCACCAUCCCGCUGGACGACCCCACGCUGCUUUUUGCCAACGCCGGCAUGAACCAGUUCAAGCCCAUCUUCCUCAACACCAUCGACCCGUCCCACCCGAUGGCCAGGCUGCACCGCGCCGCCAACACCCAGAAGUGUAUCCGUGCCGGAGGUAAACACAACGACCUGGACGAUGUGGGCAAAGACGUCUACCACCACACCUUCUUCGAGAUGCUGGGCUCCUGGUCCUUUGGGGACUACUUUAAGCAACUGGCCUGUAAGAUGGCUUUGGAGCUGCUGACCCAGGAGUUUGGCAUUCCCAUCGAACGCCUGUAUGUCACCUACUUCGGGGGUAACGAGGACGCAGGGCUGGAGCCCGACCUGGAGUGCAAACAGAUCUGGAUCGACCUCGGGAUGGACGAGGCUCGCAUCCUGCCAGGCAGCAUGAAGGACAACUUCUGGGAGAUGGGAGACACCGGCCCCUGCGGCCCCUGCAGCGAGAUGCACUUCGACCGCAUCGGAGGGAGGGACGCCUCUCACCUGGUGAACAUGGACGACCCCAACGUCCUGGAGAUCUGGAACCUGGUGUUCAUCCAGUUCAACAGAGAGUCUGAGACGGAGCUGAAGCCGCUGCCUAAGAAGAGCAUCGACACAGGGAUGGGUCUGGAGCGCCUGGUGUCCGUCCUGCAGAACAAGAUGUCCAACUAUGACACCGACCUCUUCAUCCCGUACUUUGAAGCCAUUCAGAAGGGCACAGGUGCUCGACCUUACACCGGUAAAGUAGGCGCCGAGGACGCUGACGGCAUCGACAUGGCCUACCGCGUGCUGGCCGACCACGCCCGCACCAUCACCAUCGCCCUGUCAGACGGCGGUCGGCCUGACAACACAGGAAGAGGCUACGUGUUGAGGAGGAUCCUGCGUCGUGCAGUCCGUUAUUCCCACGAGAAGCUCGGAGCUCAGAGAGGCUUCUUCGCCUCCCUGGUGGACGUGGUGGUCGAUUCCCUGGGCGACGCGUUCCCGGAGUUGAGGAAAGACCCAGAUAUGGUGAAGGAUGUUAUUAAUGAGGAGGAAGUGCAGUUCCUCAAAACGCUCAGCAGGGGACGCCGUAUCCUCGACAGGAAGAUCAUGAGCCUCGGAGACUGCAAGACCAUCCCAGGUGACACCGCAUGGCUGCUGUACGACACGUACGGAUUCCCUCUGGACCUGACCUCCCUCAUCGCCGAGGAGAAAGGCAUGGCCGUGGACUUGGCCGCCUUCGAAGAGGAGAAAAAGGCAGCACAGCUGAAGUCCCAGGGUAAAGGCGCCGGAGACGAGGACCACAUCAUGUUGGACAUCUACGCCAUCGAAGAGCUGCGAAACAAAAACACACCGGCCACAGACGACUCCCCCAAAUACAAAUACACCUCGGAUGAAAACGGCAAAUACGAGUUCCAGCAGGUGACAGCCACCGUGCUGGCCCUUCGCCGUGACCGCGCCUUCUGCGAUGAAGUGACCACGGGUCAGGAGUGCGGCGUGGUGCUGGACCAAUCGUCCUUCUACGCCGAGCAGGGCGGGCAGACGUUCGACGAGGGCUACAUGCUCCGAGAGGACGACAGCACGGAGGACCGGAUGGAGUUCACAGUGAAGAACACGCAGGUCCGGGGAGGUUACGUUCUCCACGUGGGGACGGUUUACGGCACGCUGAAGGUCGGAGACCACGUCACCCUGCACGUAGACGAGGCCCGUCGCAGACUCGUCAUGAGCAACCACACCGCCACACACAUCUUGAACUUCGCCCUGCGGGGAGUCUUAGGCGAGGCGGACCAGAGGGGCUCUCUGGUCGCCGCAGACCGCCUGCGCUUUGACUUCACCGCUAAAGGCGCCCUGAGCACGGGGGAGGUCCGGCGGACCGAGGAGAUCGCCUGCGUCUUGAUCAGAGAAGCUAAGACCGUCUACGCCCUGGACGCCCCACUAGCACAAGCCAAGGCCAUUCAGGGCCUGCGCGCCGUAUUCGAUGAGACCUACCCGGACCCGGUCCGAGUCGUGUCUAUUGGUAUCCCCGUGGAGGAGCUGCUGAAGGACCCCGACAGCGCUGCCGGUUCUCUCACCUCCAUCGAGUUUUGUGGUGGAACCCAUCUGCAGAACUCGGGUCACGCCGCGCCGUUUGUCAUCGUCUCCGAGGAGGCCAUCGCUAAGGGCAUCCGCCGCAUUGUUGCUGUGACAGGAACAGAGGCCCAGAAGGCCCAGAGGAAAGCCGACUCUCUGCAUCAGUCUCUGUCUGCACUGGGAGACCGGGUAAAGCAGCAGACCGCUCCCAACAAGGACAUCCAGAAAGAGAUCGCAGACAUGACGGAGUCUAUAGGCACAGCUGUCAUCUCCCAGUGGCAGAAGGACGAGAUGAGGGAAACCCUGAAGGGCCUGAAGAAGAUCAUGGACGACCUGGACCGCUCCUACAAGGCCGACAUCCAGAAGAGAGUCCUGGAAAAGACCAGGGAGGUGAUUGAGAGCAACCCCAACCAGCCGCUGCUCGUCAUGGAGAUGGAGACCGGAGCGUCGUCUAAGGCGCUGAACGAAUCCCUGAAGCUGCUCAAGUCAAACUCACCUCAGACCGCCGCGAUGCUCUUCACCGUGGACCCCGAAGCCGGCAAGAUCACCUGCCUGUGUCAAGUCCCGCAGGAUGUCGUCAAACGUGGCCUGAAAGCCAGCGAGUGGGUCCAGGAGCUGUGCCCCCUGCUGGACGGCAAAAGCGGCGGCAAGGAAAUGUCCGCUCAAGCCACGGGCAGGAACACGCAGUGUCUGGAGGACGCGCUACAGAUGGCCAACGAGUUUGCACGACUUAAGCUGCAGGAGAACUAAGUGGAGAGGAGGAGUAAGAAGAGGAGGAGGAGGAGGAGAUGAAACUCCUGCCUUCAUGUCCUCCCCUCUCCUCUCUGUCUCUCUCUCUUCAUACGAUUAGAAAACAAAUAAAAUCUCGGGUUUCUCGCUCCCGCCAUGUUGACAGAUGACCACUGACACUCAGUAAAAUGAGCCACAUGUAUAUUUAUUUGGACAAAUAUAUAGGAAGAUCCUCUCGGCAGACGAUUUGUUUCGGCGUGUCCACUUAAUUAUUGCAUGCUCGUGUACAGAAGGAAAGAAAAAAGGGAUUGAUUGAUUGAGUUCGCCUCGUGCACGUACUGUACUGCUCCGAUGAAGCAACAAAAACUCCCAAAAACUGAUCCUGUGUCUGCGUUUCAUCUCACUGUGGUUCUCUUUACGCAAAGCGCUUUUUACUUUAAACUUCCCGUACCACUUCCUCACGAUUUAGGUGACACGCCGCGUCCAUGGCUCCGUCCAUCCGUGUGAGCGAGGGUUCUCUCCUGUGAUUGGUCCGGACAGUUGCGGUAGCUGUAUCAUAGCCUCGUUUUUUCCAAAUAACAAGCAGUUAACCUGACGUACGCGUCGACGGGGUUUAAUUAAGUAAAUUAAUAAUUCAUUAACUGUAUAAAACGAUCAUGGACCUGUCCGAUAAUUAAUCUGUGUAACUUCAUUUCGCUGACAUUUAAAUAUCGAUUGAAUGUUGAACACUGUCAUUUAUCAUUGUAGCUGUUCCAUGUCAGGCAAAUGUCACGUCAUGAGAAAGGAAUAAAUAUGACUGGUAAAUGCCA